AUGAAAGAAUGCUCACAUUGUGGAGUAUUAAAACCAAUCCAAGAAUUCAUGAGGGUUCAUGGUACAAGAAAAGGUCUAUUCACAAACUGCAAUCGCUGUUCUGAACAAAAGAAACAAAACUCAACAAGUAAAAGUUCAAUUAAUAAAGAUAUAAUGCAAGAAGAUAAUUCAAGUUAUUUACAACCUGAAAGUAACCUUGACUCCGGUCUAUUAACAACGAUUAAAGAUGACAAUGAAGACCUUAUCUACGAACUAGAAGACCUUGAAGAACUUGUAUCUACACAUUUUUCAAACAAUGAACAUGUUGAGUUUUCAGCUAUAAUUGAAUUAAGCAAUAAAUUUAUUGAAGAGACAUUAUCAAAUGAAACUGGCCCGAAUGAUGAUAGUAGUCAAGGUGAUGGUGGGCAAA
Dentiscutata erythropus is the source of this 409-nucleotide messenger RNA. NCBI's taxonomy places the organism in Eukaryota, Fungi, Glomeromycota, Glomeromycetes, Diversisporales, Gigasporaceae. The record is from the annotation of a GenBank genome assembly.